Messenger RNA from Rotaria sordida, 1170 nucleotides. NCBI's taxonomy places the organism in Eukaryota, Metazoa, Rotifera, Eurotatoria, Philodinida, Philodinidae. The record is from the annotation of a GenBank genome assembly.
AUGUGGUUAGUUUUUAAUGUUUUUUGUAUAUAUUUAUUUCUAUGGCCUUUUGUAUCUCAUGCUGAAAUAAAUGAAAUAAAUCGUCCAACAGUAGGCAUAAUUCGUUGGGAUGCUUGGAAUUUAAUCAAUGGACAAUAUGAUGCAAUAUCAUAUUAUUCUCAUCGAGCUAUGAGUCCAGAACAUUUUCAUUAUCGUUUACCAUUUUUUGCUAAAAUUAAUUCGGAUACUAAUGUUACUAUUAAUGGUGAUACUCAAGAAAUAAUGGAUGAAGAAAUUUUAUAUGCAAAAUUUGCAGGUUUUGAUUAUUGGGCAUUUGAUACUUAUUGUGCAUUUGGACCUAAUUGCACAACAAAUUCUUCAUAUUGUGUUCAAUAUUAUAAACAAACAUCUAAUCAAUAUUGUCCUCAAAAUCCAGCUUAUGGAUUAAAUCGAUAUUUAUCAAGUCAAUAUGUUUCAUUAAUUAAUUUUACUUUUGUUUUAUUAGGUUCAUCACCUUGUGAUGAUAAAUUUCAAGAAUCUUAUAUUGAAUUUAUGAUACAUCCUCAAUUUCAAACUGUAUUAGAUGGACGACCACUUUUAUAUUUAUUUCAAUUUGAUGAUGAAGAAGCACAACUUUGUGGCGGUGGAUGGCACGGUAGUGGACAAGUAUUUAAUAAUUUUCGACAAAAAGUUAUAAAUCGAGGUUUAAAAAAUCCAUAUAUGGUUUUGAUGGAUGGAGAUAUAGAAAGAUGUAAAACUAAUGCUGCUGCUAUUGGAUUUGAUGCAAUAUCAUCGUAUGGAAUAGGUGGUGGUGGCACUAUAGAAGGUUCUCCAUUCAGUGAUGAAGUUCAAAGAAGUGAACAAUGGUGGAAUGCUGCUAUUCAAAGUGGAGCUAAAGUUGUGAUAACUCUUCCAACUGGUUGGGAUCCACGACCACGAUAUGAACAUCCUGUACCAUGGGUUAAUCAAGGUCCAGAACAUUUCUUACAGCCAACUGCAGAAGAAUUACAAAACUUUUUUAAAAAUUCAAUUCAAUUAACUUGUAUGAAUAAAAAUAUAACUGAAGCUCAAACAAUUAUUGUCUAUGCUUGGAAUGAAUCUAGUGAAAAUGGUGCAUCUCUUAUUCCUUCGAUUGGAAAUGGUACAUAUUAUGUUAGAGCUCUUUCUGAAAUACUUCCUAUGUCUUGCUAA